Myxocyprinus asiaticus (Chinese sucker) is the source of this 2265-nucleotide messenger RNA. Its product is annotated as heterogeneous nuclear ribonucleoprotein H3-like. Gene Ontology annotation, cellular component: ribonucleoprotein complex; nucleoplasm. Lineage: Eukaryota; Metazoa; Chordata; Actinopteri; Cypriniformes; Catostomidae. The transcript has 10 exons. Gene Ontology annotation, molecular function: RNA binding. Bases 177 to 1364 code for a protein of 395 amino acids. The record is from RefSeq and is a predicted model, not a curated record. Gene Ontology annotation, biological process: regulation of RNA splicing.
UGAAAUCCCCUCCUCACACCGCAGACCGUUCUGAGUGCCUGCAGCGAGGUCGAUGUCCUCAGACAGGCCGUGUUCUCGCGAGACUCCGACGUUCUGCUCUGCAGGAGAGGACAGGCGAUUGACGACAAGAAGCUCUUCAUUAAAGAUAUUUGUGUUACAGUCCUGACAAGGUAAACAUGUCUCACAAUGAAGGAUAUGUGGUGCGGAUACGUGGUUUGCCUUGGUCAUGCACACAAGAGGAAGUGGCCUCCUUUUUCUCUGAUUGUGACAUUUUGGGGAAAGUGAAUGGGGUGUGUUUUACCUUCUCCAAAGAGGGAAGGCCGAGUGGAGAGGCAUUUGUGGAGCUAAAGACAUCAGAAGACUUUAAAAAGGCUCUGGCUAAAGACCGCAAAUACAUGGGUCAUCGUUACAUUGAAGUGUUUAAGUCCAACCGCAGUGAGAUGGAUUGGGUGCUCAAACAAAGCGGCCCAACAGACUACGAUAGCUGCAGUGGUAGCAUGUUGCGGCUGAGAGGACUACCUUUCGGCUGCAGUAAAGAAGAAAUUUUGCAGUUCUUUUCAGGGUUGAAAAUCGUGCCAAAUGGGAUAACAUUGCCGAUGGACUACCAGGGGAGGAGCACAGGGGAAGCCUUCGUGCAGUUUGCCUCAAAGGAGAUAGCAGAAAAGGCUCUGGGGAAACACAAGGAAAGAAUAGGGCACAGGUACAUAGAGAUAUUCAAGAGCAGCCGGAAUGAAAUGUGUGCGUACUAUGAAGUACCCAGGAGGAUGAUGGGACAGAGGCCCAGUCCAUAUGACAGACCUAUAAUGGGACGCGGGGGCUUCUUCGGGCCCGGGCCUGGAAGGGGAGGUGCUGUCUUGGACCAGAUGCGCAGUGGAAGCGGUUACAGUGGUGGAUAUGGUGGGUUUGACAAUUACAAUUGCUUCAACAACUACAGCUUUGGUAAUGGAAUGUUUGAGGAGCGUGUGCGGAGUGAUAGAGGAAGAGGAGGAAUGGGGGGUCAUGGUUACAGCAGUGAUUCAAACUCGGGCUUUCACAGUGGCCAUUUUGUGCACAUGAGAGGCCUUCCCUUCCGUGCUACAGAGGCAGAUGUCGCGAAUUUCUUUGCCCCUUUAAUUCCUGUGAGGGUACACAUUGAUGUAGGGCCCAAUGGAAAGUCUACAGGAGAGGCAGACGUUAAGUUUAGAUCUCACGAAGAUGCUGUGUCUGCCAUGUCAAAAGACAAGAAUCAUAUGCAGCAUCGGUACAUAGAGCUUUUCUUGAAUUCAACUUCAAGUGGGCCAUCUGAAAUGGGUCGUGGAGGAAGUUUCUAUGGCAACUCUGGAGGCAUGGGUUCUCGAGGAAGUGGAUCAAGGAGAAUGUUGUGAGGAUGCUUGCAAUAGAUGCAUAAACAUUUGAAAGUUGGAGCUUCCAACUUGGAAAAUCUUUUUGUACGAAUAUGUUUACACAUGUUCAUAGAGAAUAUGCCCAAAACAUUUUCCAGGCUCAAAGAUAAUUAUCUCUAAGUAAAUCUAUAUCUAUCUAUUCAUACACUCACACAUAUACAGCUCUGGAAAAAAUUAAGAGACCACUGCCAUAUGAUCAGUUUCACUUGAUUUACUAUUUAUAGGUAUGUGUUUGAUUAAAAUGAACAUUUUUGUUGUAUUCUAUAAAGUACUGACAACAUUUCUCCCAAAUUCCAAAUAAAAAUAUUGUCAUUCACAGCAUGAAAAUGUAUUUGCAGAAAAUGACAACUGGUCAAAAUAACAAAAAAGAUGCAGUGUUUUCAGACCUUGAAUAAUGCAAAGAAAACAAGUUCAUAUUCAUUUUAAAACAACAUAAUACUAAUGUUUUAACUUAGGAAGAGUUCAGAAAUCAAUAUUUGGUGGAAUAACACUGAUUUUCAGUCACAGCUUUCAUGCGUCUUAACAUGCUCUCUAUGCCACUCCUGGUGCAAAAAUUCAAGCAGCUCUGCUUUGUUUGAUGGCUUGUGGCCACCCAUCUUCCUCUUGAUCACAUUCCAGAGGUUUUCAAUGGGGUUCAGGUCUGGAGAUUGGGCUGGCCACAACAGGGUCUUGAUCCAGUGGUCCUCCAUCCACACCUUGAUUGAACUGGCUGUGUGGCACGGAGCAUUGUCCUGCUGGAAAAAAAACAAUCCUCAGAGUUGGGGAACACUGUCAGAGCAGAAGGAAGCAAGUUUUCUUCCAGGAUAACCUUGUACGUGGCUUGAUUCAUGCAUCCUUCACAAAGACGAAUCUGCCCGAUUCCAGCCUUGCUGAAGCACCCCCA